This is a messenger RNA of Melitaea cinxia (Glanville fritillary), 600 nucleotides long. It is a transcript of the gene Poxm, whose product is annotated as paired box protein Pax-1. Gene Ontology annotation, biological process: anatomical structure development; regulation of transcription by RNA polymerase II. The transcript is spliced from 4 exons. The coding region runs from base 1 to 600 and encodes 199 amino acids. Lineage: Eukaryota; Metazoa; Arthropoda; Insecta; Lepidoptera; Nymphalidae. The record is from RefSeq and is a predicted model, not a curated record. Gene Ontology annotation, molecular function: DNA-binding transcription factor activity, RNA polymerase II-specific; RNA polymerase II cis-regulatory region sequence-specific DNA binding.
AUGGGCAAUCCAGGUAUGGGUCCAGGGUCGCAGCAGUAUGGUGAAGUGAACCAGCUUGGUGGAGUAUUCGUGAAUGGGAGACCUCUGCCUAAUGCAGUGAGGUUGAGGAUUGUGGAACUGGCACAAUUGGGCAUCAGGCCCUGUGACAUAAGUCGACAGCUACGCGUCUCACACGGCUGCGUCUCCAAGAUCCUGGCGCGUUACCACGAGACGGGUUCCAUCCUCCCUGGCGCCAUUGGUGGCUCCAAGCCUCGAGUCACCACUCCGAAGGUGGUGUCAUACAUAAAACAAUUAAAAGCGAAAGAUCCGGGUAUAUUCGCGUGGGAGAUAAGAGACAGGCUGUUGGCUGAUGGUGUUUGCGACAAGUACAACGUGCCCUCCGUCUCCAGCAUCAGCAGGAUCCUGCGCAACAAGCUGGGUGGCACACUGUACCCUGUCCCGCCCCUCUACCCCGUCCCACCGCAGAGGUGCUGGCCUCUACACCAACCCUACGACUAUUAUGUUUAUCUACAAGGUCGGCAGCACGCGGCGAGCACGCAGCACGCGCUGCCGCACGCGCACGCCGCGCCGCCGCACCACGCGCACGCGCACGCCUUGUGA